CUUCGAUGCCAUAACCACCGUCUCAUCGAGGAGGUGGGUCGUCGGUUGUCUCGCUUAAAAGUUGAACCAUUUUUUCCCGCGCAAAAACCAUAAGUAAAUAAAUGGUGAAGUGGGAGAAAAGAAAUUCAUCUCUAUAUGAACUUUAACAUUUUUAGUGUGUUGGUUUAUUAUUAUAUAGUCACGUGGGUGAUAUUAUGGCUCUCAUCAGGUGUUGCUUUGAGACUGAUGCAAAGGAAGUUUUUGAAACUGUUGUCAAAAAGUGCACUGACCCUGGAUGUUGCUGUUGGUGUUGUUCAGCACUUCGUCCAAGAUACAAAAGGCUCGUUGAUAAUAUUUUUCCUGUAAAUCCUCAGGAUGGCUUGGUCAAAAAUAAUAUGGAAAAGUUGACAUUUUAUUCGCUCAGUAGUCCUGAAAAAUUGGAUCGAAUAGGCGAAUAUUUAUUUCAACGAGCAUCAAGGGAUAUUUAUAGACGACGAAAUGGAUUCGUCAUUAUUGCAAUGGAGGCAAUGGAUCAACUAUUGGUGGCGUGUCAUGCACAAACAUUAAAUUUAUUUGUCGAGAGUUUUUUAAAAAUGGUUCAAAAACUAUUGGAAUCAACGGAUCCACAAUUACAAAUUUUAGCUACACAAUCAUUUGUUAAAUUUGCCAACAUCGAAGACGACACGCCGUCUUAUCACACACGUUACGAUUUCUUUGUAUCAAAAUUCUCUGCGAUGUGCCACUCCAAUCAUGACGAUACCACAAUACGUAAACAGAUACGACUUGCGGGAAUUCAGGGCUUGCAGGGUGUUGUGAGAAAAACACUAUCCGAUGAUCUUGUUGAGAAUAUUUGGGAACCCGUUCAUAUGGAUAAAAUUGUUCCAUCAUUACUCUAUAACAUGCAAAACUCAAGAUAUUUUGAUAAACUGGACGGUACACCAGAGAGUCCAACAGAAGAAAGAUCUGAUCCACCUCAAUUUGCAGAGACUUGCAUGAGAGAAUUGGUUGGUCGCGCUUCAUUUGGACACAUUCGCUGUGUCAUUAAACCCGUUCUCAGACAUUUGGAUCAUCAUCAAUUGUGGGUACCAAAUUUUUUUGCGGUUCACACUUUCCGAAUUAUAAUGUUCUCCAUUCAGUCGCAAUAUUCGUACACCGUUGUGGAGGCCCUAAUGACACAUCUCGACGAUCAUUCACAAUCAACUCCAAAAAUACGAACAAGCAUUGCUGAUACAUUAUCGAAAAUUAUUUCAAUUGCCGCUGGUGAAAGUGUUGGACCAUCAGUAUUGGAAAUAAUUAGUUCUCUACUCUCACAUUUACGUGUGAGUGUGACACGAAAUCAAGUUUCAUCAAGUGACGAACAACAAUAUCAAGAGGCAUUGAUAAAUGCACUUGGUGAAUUUGCAAAUCAUUUGCCAGAUUAUCAGAAAAUUGAAAUAAUGAUGUUCAUCAUGAGUAAAGUCUCGUACAGUCAAUCUGAUCGUAUUAAUUCCCUUGGCAAGGGCGAUGUUCUUUUACAAAGUAUUCUUUUGAAAUCAUUAUUAAAAGUAGGCACCAAAUAUCAGACAAUACAUCUUAAUACAACAUUUCCGCCAAGUUUUUUGCAACCACUACUCAGAAUGUCAUUGGCUGCCGACGCUGAAAUGCGUCUUCUUGUUCAACAAAUUUUCCAUACUCUCAUCGAUCGACAUCGCAAUAGUGCCAAAUUUACAAAACCCACAAUUAACAUCGUCGAAUUGGAUCUAAUGAUAGAGAAAUGUUCACGUCCCGAUGUGAUAUUCAUCAGGAAACAUGGUCCUGAAAUUUAUAUGGCACUUUACGAGUCACUUGAAAUGACAAAUAAUUCAGUGGAAAAUGUUGAAUCAAUUUACACGACAAUGGCAUUAUUGGCCGUGGAAUUAGCCUCAGAGGAAACAAUACUCGAACUUUUGAGACUUGUCCUCAGUCUUCAAGAUCUUGCACUAACAAGUGGACAAAUUACAAUUACAUUGAAAUUCAAUCUUCACGCAAUUGUCAUUUCUCUUCUUGUUUUAAUUGCCUACGUUUGUAAUAUUUCAUCACUCAUGGACUAUGCGUCAAAAGUUGUCGAAGAAAGAAUGAAAGAGGCGAUGCAUUUACUGCCGGAUUUACAUUCUCAGUAUGAUAACAAUUUACCAUCACGAAUUCCACCAGCUUUGCUUGUCGAUCAAACAGUUGUGAGCGAAUGUCUCAAAGGUUUGGGUCUUGAAACCGGAAAACUUCAUCAGGGUUCCGGAUAUAGUGGAAGUUCCAUGCAACAUAGACAUUCCUGGGUCGAUACAGCGGGGAGAAAUUCAUUGUCCGACAUCAAUAGCGGCACAAACGAAGUCGACAGCGGAGGCUCUUCUCCUGGUGUCCAAAAGAAAUUACCAGGGGAGGAAUUAACAUUUGAAAAUAUGAAACGAAUAUUAACAGAAAAUAACAAUAAUCAAAUUGUUGAGGAAGAAAAACGAGUACAAAUUUCGCAAUUAUUUCAAAACGCACCAUUUGAAGAUCUAGUCAAUAAAACACAACCAAAGCACGAUGCCUUGCAGAACAAACUUUCCGAAAUAUUUAAUGCUUUAACAAUUGAGCCGAAAAAUAACGCAACACAAGGAACAACACCAUCUGAUUCCAAACCAUCGCAACCACCUGCGUAUGAAAUGCAUUUUCCAGAAUUAUUUGUCUAUUAAAAUUAUUAUUUAUAUUAUACGCAUAUAAUUAAUAUUAUUUAUUUCGAGAAUUUUUAUUUCGUCACAAAAAAGGGGCGAAUUGACGAAGAUCAAAAAAUGUAUAUUUUUUUUUUAUUAUUUUGAUUAUGUCAAAUAAACGCAAAUUAUAUAUAUAAAUAUGUAAAAUAAAUUGCCAUAUACAUGACAAAAGUAUUUAUGUAAAUAUAAUUUUCAUUUCUAGUUUAAUAAUGUAAAAUGUAUACAUUCGUUCAAUUAAAUUAUGUAUUGUGUAUAUUGUAAUAAGGGAUGAAGAAAAUUGUUUUAAAAAAAUACUGUUAUAUAAAAAAAAGAAAAAAGUGUUGCGUAGCAAAAAAAAUGUAUAUUGUUCUGUUUAAAGGUGUUGUUUAAUUCUAAGAAAGUUAUAUUAUAUAUAUAUAUAUAAAUAUGCGAGAAUAUAAUAAUAUUUAUCACGAAUUUGUGAUAAAUAUUUAUUAUUUAUUCACUACAUUACAUUAAAAUGUUCCGAACGUCGAAAAUUUCUUUUUAAUAAAUGGGUAUUUUUCUUAAA
Messenger RNA from Leptopilina boulardi, 3213 nucleotides. RefSeq names its product protein EFR3 homolog cmp44E (gene stmA). The transcript is spliced from 12 exons. The record is from RefSeq and is a predicted model, not a curated record. Lineage: Eukaryota; Metazoa; Arthropoda; Insecta; Hymenoptera; Figitidae. Gene Ontology annotation, biological process: protein localization to plasma membrane. The coding region runs from base 195 to 2666 and encodes 823 amino acids. Gene Ontology annotation, cellular component: plasma membrane.